Hippocampus zosterae (dwarf seahorse) is the source of this 2290-nucleotide messenger RNA. RefSeq names its product replication initiator 1-like. The coding region runs from base 343 to 1602 and encodes 419 amino acids. Gene Ontology annotation, molecular function: DNA-binding transcription factor activity, RNA polymerase II-specific; RNA polymerase II transcription regulatory region sequence-specific DNA binding. Gene Ontology annotation, biological process: regulation of transcription by RNA polymerase II. The record is from RefSeq and is a predicted model, not a curated record. NCBI's taxonomy places the organism in Eukaryota, Metazoa, Chordata, Actinopteri, Syngnathiformes, Syngnathidae. The transcript is spliced from 5 exons. Gene Ontology annotation, cellular component: nucleus.
ACUUUGGUCACGUGACCAAAUAUCUUCAUUGAGUGUGAGUUAAUCGAGCGAUUUGUAUUCUUUUUCUCAGUUUACUUGAGUCCAAUUGCACGUGCACGUUUGAAAUGCUACUUGAAAACUUGCGCCCGUACAGUUUGAAUUUGUUUGGCUUGGAGGUUCGUUUUUUUGGUCUAUUUCGUGGUUAGGAACGGCAGCCAUCUUAGUUGCCCUCAACGGCCAUGGUCUCGCAUCAGGAAGCGUCCGACUUGGUUCUAUGCGUUUACUUCUCUGGGGGUCAAUUCUGUCAGUCCAACUAAAUUUAAACAGCGCAGUGAGGAUUUUACUGUGGCUUCUUAAUAUUCCAUGAUGGACUCUGACAUUUUAAAUAUUGAAGAUAUUGUGAUGGGACGGGGACUGCCAAAUCCAACCCCAGAAGCCCCCCCAGAAAAACCGGCGGAGCCGUUCAAACGGCCCAUCACCCUGAAUGGACCUCUUGCUCCAACUGCUCAACCCUACCAGCAUGAGAAUCUGCAGUGUUUCCAGUGCUUCAUCACCUUCUGCAAUGCCAAAGCCAAGGAAAGACACAUGAAGAAGAGCCACCGAGAAGAGUACAAGCAACAACUUCAACAGGGCAACACGCUGUUUACAUGCUACGUGUGUGACCGCACGUUUUUAUCAUCCGAGGAGCUGACACUGCACCAGCCCACACACAGCAAGGAUGAUAAGCCCUUCAAAUGUGGCCACUGCAAGGAGAGCUUCAGAACAUUCACUGAACUCACAACACACAGAAGGCACAUAUGUCCAGAGAAGCAGUUGCCGUGUAAAGAUUGCAACGAAACCUUCCGGAGUGCUGCGAUGCUGCGUACGCAUCGUCUGGCGCAUCACCCUCGCCCCGAUGUUGAAACAGCCGAGCAUCCGGAGGAGCCCGCAAAAAGUCAUCAUUGCAAGAAGUGCGGCCAGGGCUUUAACAGUGAGUCUGAGCUGAAUGAACACGAGCAGAAGUAUCCCGAAGGCCAGCAGUGCAACGGCAGCGCUCCGCCAACCAAGAAGCGUGGACGCCAAAUCAAGAUUGAGGAGGUGGCAAGCACUGAGAAAAGGGGAAAGCGAAAGAAGAAAGAUGAGGCGGUGGUCUGUGAGGAGGGGCAGGCGGCAAAUGCAGAUGACACUCCCGAAACACCGGCAGCCCCUGCAGAGGAGAAACCAAAAGCAGGUGGAGCAAAACGAGGGCGCCCUCCUAAAGCAGCAGUAGCUGUAAAAUCUGAAGCAGAAGAAAAAAAAGGUGCUGCAGCUGAUGGCGAUGAAGCAACAAAGGAAACCAAAGUUAAAGUGGAAGCUGUGACGCCCAAGCAGCACGCAUGUCCCGAAUGUGACCUCUCCUUUCCUAGCUCCCUUCAGCUGCGCACUCACAAGAAAGAGAAGCACACCGUCCGGAAAGCCCACCCGUGUGGCGAUUGUGAGGAGAGCUUUGCCCGGCCCGAGCAGCUGGAGGCACACAUGUCACGCGCACAUGCCAUUGGCCGCUUUGCCUGCCCCACCUGCGGCAAGAGUUUUGGCCGCGAGCGCACUCUAAAGGCUCACCAGAAGAGCCACCCCGAACAGCAGUCAGAAUCCCCCAAAAGAUAAUCGUGACUGGCAGUUCGAGAAAGCGACGAGACGCGUCCUCUUGUUUUAGGAUCCUAAUUCAUCAGCUGAUGACGUUUUCACAAAUGGCAUUGUAAGAGGUUUGGAUUUCAAGCUGAAUCUUACAUGGGACAUCUCAUUGACUAGCUAAAUGUUUCCAUACUGUUAACAAAAUAAUAGUUGUUUUGUAAAAACAUAGACUGUUCUGAUUCACUUAAUUGUUUUCUUCUUUUUUUGUGGUGUGAAUUUUAACGUUUUUUGUUAACAAAAAUAAUUUGAAGUGCAUAUUUUGUCAGCUCUUAGAUGCCAUGUUUUAAAUGUAUGUCAAAAAUAAUGUACAGCCUCUGGUUCAUAUGUAUUUUUUUUCUCCACCUAAUGUUUUGAUCAUGGCUCUAUCUAAAUUAACAUGCCUACAUUUUUUUAACAGACCACAAAGUUUUGUUUUGAGUGGUGUAGAUUCAGCGUGGACAAUUAAUCCACUAUAAUCAUGAUUUCUAAUGACUGCUCUUUUUCUUUUUCACUGAGGUGAAUUUCUAUGUCAUAGACAUUUCGGGAAUGAAACGUAUGGCUCUAUCAUGCAUACAGAGUCCAACAGUAAAUAAUGUAUAUUAAGUGUCUUUUCUCUGGAUUGUUUCUUUCCUACUGCUGUGUUUGGACAGUACAAAUACAAAAUAAAACAGGCUCUAGUCCA